Molecule: messenger RNA, 1011 nt
Organism: Fimicolochytrium jonesii
Lineage: Eukaryota; Fungi; Chytridiomycota; Chytridiomycetes; Spizellomycetales; Powellomycetaceae
Exons: 2
Coding region: 1-1011 (336 amino acids)
Source: RefSeq, a predicted model, not a curated record
AUGUCCGCAGCAGCCUCAAACCCACCACCACCACUCCUCUCAGCAACCCACCACACUCCCUCAUCCUACGACUCCUACGAUGAUCUCCUCAACACCGUCACCGCCCGCGUGAAAGACGUCCUCGCCGCCGACACAACCAGAGCUAAGGCACUCUCUUCAAGCACAAAGCCUCUUGCCCACCCAAAUGCAACGCCGCAGAAGGGCCGCAAAGUGAAGAAAGUGGUGCCGGGUGCGCGAGCGACUUUAGAUGAUAGCGAUGAUAGUGAGGAGUUUGAUGAUAGCGAGGAAGAAGGUGAUGAGCGCGGUGACGAGUGGGAGGAGGAUGGGCUUGGUUGGGAGCUUCAUGACAGACCGAACGCCCCCAUCGAAGCCCCCUUAGCCUUCCGCAACCUCUCCACCGACCUCAUCGCCCCCUCCGCCAUCGCCCUCACCUCCCCUUUACUCGCAACCCCGCCAACACCCAUAACACCCACCCUCCUCCGCCAAACCCUCGCCCAACUCGAACACGAGUUUCGCUCCGAAUUGACCAAAUCCACCAUGCUGGUCGAUCUGCAACACCGAUACAUGCAGCGGAGGCUCGCGAUGCCUGGCGGUCGUGGUGGUGGGGCGGGAAAACGGGUGGGGAGCGAGGAGGAGAAGCGCGAGGCUGCGAGCGAUAUUUUGGGCAUUUUGGUGGAGAUUAUGCGCGGGGGUGGGGGUGGUGCGGGCGGAUCCAUCCAUGGUCAUCACGCGGGCGACGAGGAGUUUGAAGAUGGGGAGACGGAGGAGGCUGCCAUCACUGCCGGUCCGACGGCGAUACGGAGCGGGAUGGAGGAUCUAGGCGAGACGAACGACCUGCUGCUACAAUUGCGUGAGCAUCUCGAGCGGCGGUCGGAGUCACUUCCAGAAGAUCAUGAUAUUGCGGCAGCGGCGGUGGAAGGCAACGGGACCGACGUGCGGGUGUCUGCUUCAGAGCGGUCCAAGCAGUUUGCACGGUUCUUGCCGACAAAAGUCCCCAGUUUGGACUUUUGA